Molecule: messenger RNA, 4360 nt
Organism: Anopheles moucheti
Lineage: Eukaryota; Metazoa; Arthropoda; Insecta; Diptera; Culicidae
Exons: 6
Coding region: 1-2946 (981 amino acids)
Molecular function (GO): protein binding
Source: RefSeq, a predicted model, not a curated record
AUGGGACCGGUAGAUAGACCGACCACCACCAGCCGCCCACCGUCGGCGGUGCACGUCCGGCGUCCCACGACGCUGGCACAAUGUACAUCGGUCGGUGUAACGAUGUGUCUAUUGCUUCUCACAGCGACCGUCGUACAGACAGGGCCUGUGAUCCGAUCACGGCGCAUGAUUCGCGAGAUUUACGUCGAAAACUCAGCAGCAUCGCCGGCGGUGCCGGAAAGUACUUCCUCGGAAGUUCCCACCAGCAGUAGCAACAACGCAACAGCAAGUGACAUGUGCCUAUACGAUGGUUCCUACAUUGAGCGAUCAGCGAUAGCAUGCGAGAAGAAGCACGGUUGCCGUGCGAUUCAGAAGACCGGUGAAUGCUGUCCGGAUUAUCAGUGUGAGUGUCAACGAGACGGCAAAACGUAUACCAAUGGUGAGAAAGUCUUCGACCCGAAUACCCCGUGCCGUGCCUGUUAUUGCCAGGGCGGCGAAAUAACCUGCAGUGAGGUGAGCUGCUACAAACGCAACGACUGUGACCCGAAGUACAUCCCUGGUCGGUGCUGUCCCGAGUACGAUAAUUGUCCUCCGCUAGAAAAUUUCAAAAUUACCGAGUCGAGCAAGAAUACAAAGGAUGCAGUCGAUGCCGAGCGGCACGAUGAAGAAACGAACGAGGUGAAGGGAAACUAUGCGGCCGAGGCGGAAGACCUGGCAGGACUUCAAAAGCAACAAACAUCGACAACGACGACGACGCUUCCACCAGCCGUUACGCCAUCGAUGGCCAACGAUAACCCACUCGGUAUCAAGAUCAAAGAAAUCACUAAAGCGGAAGAAAUUCGUCUGACCGACAAUCGUCCCAGCGCGGAAGAACAGCAGCAGCAGCAACAGCAAUUGAUAGCUAGCCGUGAAACAACCGCCCAGCCAUCUUCAACGCAAAGUGAGGAGCUCGUGAAUCUCGAACACUUAGACGUCAAUGUACCGGACGACGAUGGCGAAAAUGGGACGAAAAUUGUCCGCCACACUGAUGGCGAUGGGAUGCGAUCGGAUCUAGAAGAAGAGAUGAAGGAUUCCAGUGUAAGCGAAGAAUCGCUGAAAACUACUUCAGCGGAAAAUCGACUAGAAUCGAACGAAGCAUCAACCGUUGGUUCGGUGUCAUCGACCUUAUCCGAAUCGGACGAAUGGAUGGAUGUGAAGGAAUUUGCCGACUCGUCUACCUGGUCUUCAAGUUCAUUCGCUAUCAGCACCCCCACUCAAGCACCCUCAUUGGCACCCUCAACCAGUGGACCCCUACCACGUGACGAAGAAGUCGUGUCCGAGGGUAACAUGAAGCCAUCGAAGCAGGAUAACGCCCUACCGGCCGUAGUACAGAUUGGCGAUAAACUUGUGAUUGUAGAUCAUAACCAGCCGAAACCCAUCACCGUGAUACAAGUAGAGGAGGUGGAGGGCUUACAGCGAGGGGAAGACGAUAGUGUGUACGACCAGGAGAUGUACACUGAGCGCAGUCUUCCUGCAGCAGUCGAGGGUGGACGAGAAUCAUCAAAGAAACUAAAGCUGCACCAUUCGGCCGAUUUAGAACAGGAAACGCUAUCAACCCAGGCGGAUUCUAGCGCGGCUUAUGAAACGGUCUACCAUUCUGGAUCCACGGAACACGCUGGAGGUGGCUCGUCUGAGGAGAUUUUUGAAACGCAACUGUACACCGAAGGACCGGAGGAUGCCGCUGUUUCGGCGGAACGAAACGAUACACAGCAGGGAGAACCAUUGUCGGUGAGCAGAGAAGAGUUUCUUCACAUGGGAGACUCCCAAGAACCAGCAAAGAUUCAGCUGGAAGAAGAACACACGACUGCGAGUGCUGCCGUCAUUGGAUCCAGUACGUCCUAUAGCAGCAUGGAGGAGGGCAGUACAACAAUGUCUGACCUUCCAGUUUCCCUAAGCUCCGAAGCGUCAGGCGAUGAGAUGAUCUACGAUACUCAUUUUUACACCGAAGGACCAAGCGCAUCUUCUGAGGAUCAUGGACCAACGCUUGGAACCGGUUCGGAAGAAACGUCAACUGCUGGUUAUAUUCCGCGCCAUCCUGCUCCCGUAGCGGACGAGUUGGCUCCUCAGCACGAAACCUACAUUGAAGAUAACGAGCAUGAACUCAUUCACCCGGGAUUUCAGCCUAUCCCGGAGGAUUUCAGUCUACCCCAACUGGACCAACCGGCCAUGGACAUGGAAAUGGAACAUCAUGCUGCAUCUCCCAAAGAUGCUCCAGCGAAGCAAGAAAAAAUUCUCUCAGGAGUGCUAGAUUUGAAGCACAAUAUGACCUCCACAACUUCAGCUCCAUUGAGCAGCUCGGAGUCUUCCAAUGUGGAAGGUGUUCCAUCAAGUCAGGAAGAAACGUCAAACUCUCCCGCUUGGUUGAAGGAAGAUCCGCAGCCUCAGUUGAGAUCACCUGGCGAACCGCUUCUGAUUCCCGAGUGGGAACGGAAGAAUGGUACGGGCGGCAGUAGCAAUAGCUCCUCGGAGGAAGAACUGGAUCAGGAGGCCAGUGGAGCCGGUAGUGCACCCAGUGAUUUCCAAGUGCUCAAGAUGGGCUCGGAAGAGUACGUAGAUGCUGGUGAGGGUAGUGGGUCAGCACCCUCAACACCUACCACUACAUCGGCAAAGACAUCAAUGGCCGAAAAUCGUUCGGAAGAAGAAGAGGACGAAGGUAAGGCGAAGGAACCAAUAUCUGGUGGGCUGGAAUUAGGCUCUGUGGCAAAUUCUCUGCUCGAUAUCGAUUCUCCAGCGUCGACAAACGCCACAGACGACCAGUCGGACAGCGUCAAGCAUAAUCCAAAGAACGAUGUGGAGAGUUUGAAGUAUGAUGAAGACGAAAACAAUGCCACUGCGGAAGAAGUCAUCCCGAAGAAGGUACAGCAACUGGAACCAAGUGAACGAGAAGUGACUGGCGGUGUACAUGCGCCCACGCUGACUAGCGUCUGAGCACGAUUUACCCAAAUCAGCGGCAAUGCAAGCCAUGCAUAAAAUCUUGGUGCCAGUUUAACAUUCCCUCUUAACACAGUGACGCUCCUCAAAUUUGGUAAGGAGCACCAACUGCUGGCUGGUGUAUGUGGUAGUAUUUCUGCUCCAACGUGCAGACGUGCCAUCAAAUUGUAGAUUUCCUCUAAAACGGCAAAGCUCAUUCACCUCAAACAACGAGUUGUAAGGGGAGGGAUAGAAUGUAAAUCUGAAAAAAUAGCGCUCUUUAUCCGUUUGGCCCUUGCAAGGUGUAUGUACAGUCUUGUGUGAUUGGUUCCAAUUGUUUAAGUUAAAACAUUCUGAAAGCCUUGUGCAAAUUAUUUAUUCCCACACCACACAUUGUUCCAUUUGCCGUUCAUCUGUGUGGUGUUUAUGGCAAUGGUUUGCAUAGGAUCGUGCGACGGUGAAUGGUACGUCAUACCGGGAUGUACUGUAGAUAAGCAUAAGGCAUUAUUUUAUCAAUGUCCACAUCGGUGCCCUGUAUCGUUGACGACAACGGUAACGAAACAGAGAUCGUUCUGUAGAACAGCCAGGUAUGUGAUAAGCGUGACGAAGGAUCGGAUAAGAGUUAUUGGAAGCGUUCCGUUUUGUUUUCCGUAGCCAUGCAUACCGGUUUUACUUUACACUUAAGAGACUGUUGUGUUAGGCGCUAGCAAGUACGUAUUUAUUAAUUGUCAUGCUAUUUAUAUACCGCCGGUACCGUUUCAUCAAAACUUCAUCCUGCCACGGCCAUUUCCAUCUGCAGUAGUGGGUGGACCACAAAUUUCCUUUAAAUAGUUCUCCUAGGGGCUCCUCAAUGAGCAGAUCGGAGCAGAAGCGAAUUUCCUAGACUUAAGGCUAAACUUUAAAGCAAAUGAUACGUGAAAUCAGAAGUCAUACCUUAAUCUAACCGGUAGUCUCUCUGCGGGGAACGGAUGGUAAGUUAGUAGAACGAUGGAUCGAAUGUUUCUCUCUGUUGCCUUAUGCAUGUAUUUAUGCACAGGGUGAAUGUUGCUGGUGCUGAUGCUACUUCAAUGAACGGUCCAUGCAAUUGAGGAAACAUGUAAACAAUUUCCAGUAAAAUUGGGAAAGAGGUUAGAAAAGAAGCAUUUUUUAUUCUGAAAAAAACAUUAAAAACAAACAAAUUUUACUAGUUUCUGGAGCAUAAUAUAAAUGAAGCAAAAUUACAUAUUACAAUUUCAAGUAUAGUUAUUAUCAUUAGUGCGUAAAACAGAGGUAUCCGUUGAGAGGUAAAGGAACUACAUGCAGUAAAUAAGCCUAAGAGCAUUGUAGUGUAGACGAAGGGUAGCUAGAUAGUGAAAUUAGCAUUAUUCAAACAAACUGUAAAAACAAUCUAUGGCUACAUGCGGAAUGGAAUAAAUAUUUCUAUGGCAAGGUA